AUGUGGAAUUGGUUAGAUGCUCGUCGAAACACGGGCGGUCGCAAAAUGCUUUUGGAGAGAACAAUCCAGCACACGACAAUUUUCGUCGUCGUUUGGCACCUCCGAGGAACCCGCACAUUGCCGCACUUUUUUCCUUUUGAUUGAAAUAAAAAGGCCUCGAAUGCAGUUGGAAUCACCACUAUAUCCUGCUGAUUUUCCAACUUUCAUUUUCUGUCUGGAGGUUUUAUCCAAUCAGGGAAAUAUUUUCUGUGACUGCAUUCUCUCAAUAUCUUCCGCAAAAAUUCAAAAAAAAACUUUAUUGGUCGCGAAGGCAAUUUAUAUUCUUUUUAUGAGGUCAUAUCUCACGGUCCUUCAACAACUGUUUCUUUUAGAGACAGAGAGGGAUGAAAACUUGAAUGUUUCAUUAUUUCGGCGGCUGGUCGUUUCGAAACUUUAUUCUCUUCAUUUUCUCAGCUCGUUUAUUUUUACGUUUGAAACAUAAUAUAAAAGGCUUUUGGACUUACUCGUUUCAGAUCUUUUUUUCAUUUUGUCUCAGAUUUUGGGAGAGCCUCAAAUGAACCCGCUUUGUGUCGCAGUGGUCCUGCAAAUGAUCCACGAAGGUCUUCUUUUGUCUUUUGAAAGAUCUCACAAGAUAUUUUCACAGUGACAGCUCUGCUCUGUCACCAAUGCGAAGGCUGGCACGGCUACUAUCCCAUGGCGAACACAAAAGAAAACGCGUGUCUCAAGCUGAACAACGCCUGCGAAGUAAGAAAAACAAUGUGAAAUCCCAGAUCUGAAAAGUGCAGACCAAUCUUUUCUGCGUCAAAAUAUCCGAGCCUAUGACGUCAGAAGCGACAUACGAGCCGUACCGUUCGGAGUGUUGGUCAGUUACGUGAACUAAUCCCCGCAAACGAACAAAUAUCCCAUAAUAAGGUGUCUGUUUGGCAGGUUCCAGCAGACGUUGGUCAUCGGACCCGGAAACGCAACCAAAGUCGAGCCAAAGUGCUACACAUUUUUCGACCAAGUCGUCCCUCCGAAAAAGUUAGAUGCAACAUUUUGAACAAAUGUCUUUAUUCGUGCAGAUGGACUUACUGUUUUUGCAACAACACCGACUACUGCAACGCUUCUGCAAGAAAUCUUAUUUCGAUCUUCAUUAUUUUGUUUUUGAGUGUAGUUUUAUGA
This is a messenger RNA of Caenorhabditis auriculariae, 1161 nucleotides long. NCBI's taxonomy places the organism in Eukaryota, Metazoa, Nematoda, Chromadorea, Rhabditida, Rhabditidae. The record is from the annotation of a GenBank genome assembly.